Brassica oleracea var. oleracea is the source of this 576-nucleotide messenger RNA. RefSeq names its product probable small nuclear ribonucleoprotein G. Gene Ontology annotation, biological process: mRNA splicing, via spliceosome; spliceosomal snRNP assembly. Bases 106 to 348 code for a protein of 80 amino acids. The record is from RefSeq and is a predicted model, not a curated record. Gene Ontology annotation, cellular component: P granule; U1 snRNP; U12-type spliceosomal complex. NCBI's taxonomy places the organism in Eukaryota, Viridiplantae, Streptophyta, Magnoliopsida, Brassicales, Brassicaceae. The transcript has 4 exons. Gene Ontology annotation, molecular function: RNA binding.
AUUUUUAGGGUUUCUCUAAAGUCUCUGUGCCGCAUUGCAAACUUCUUGUUCUUCUAGUCGAGUACGAAAACCUAAACCUCAAGCUCAAAUUCGGAUUCUGCAGCUAUGAGUCGGUCAGGUCAGCCUCCGGAUCUCAAGAAGUACAUGGACAAGAAACUCCAAAUCAAGCUUAAUGCUAACAGAAUGGUUGUUGGAACUCUCCGUGGGUUUGAUCAGUUCAUGAAUCUUGUUGUUGACAACACUGUUGAGGUGAACGGUGAUGACAAAACCGACAUUGGAAUGGUGGUGAUAAGAGGAAACAGCAUUGUCACUGUGGAAGCUCUUGAACCUGUGGGCAGAUCUUCUUAGCUUUUGGUAUAUGCUUCCAGUAAUCAUCUCUUUGUACUAAGCUCUAGUUUUUUAUUCCUCUUUGAGAAAACUUGGUGUUAGUCGUAGUUAUUGUGAACUGGUCAGUAAGAAGUCUUCAUUAUUACUCUUUCUUGUACUAAAAGAUUGCCAAGAACCCCAAGAAUGUGAUCGAUAGACGGGACAUAUACUUUCGUGUGUCUAUUUAUCCUAGAUUCCUUGCUUCUUCUA